AACCCAAGAUGACAGAAAGAGUCAGUGAUGAAGAAUUGGUCCAGGAGGAAGAAGAGAAAGAGGAAGAGGAGGAGGAUGAGUCUCGGGUGAGGUGGGUGAGCAGGAGGGUGUGUGUACUACUGGGUCACACCAACCACACCUUCACCACACCCACUCUAGUGUGGCCUCACCACCCACACCACCCUCACCCACCUGCACUCCUCGACAGGUUCCUGGAUGAGGCGGAAAGAGGGUCGUGUCUGUUCUUCUGGCAAGACCAGGAGAUGCAGGACGACCUGCAUGGUGUCCAGGGUUAUCACCACCAACAGCCUACCACCACUGCUACAUUUUCCUGGAAGUUUGACGACACCAUUGCUGAUGAUGCUGACAGUGACACUGCUGACCAUGGCUUUGUUUUGCAGUCAUUUACAGAGGUGGACGGUGGUGGUCCAGUGCUGCAGGUGGUGGAAGGCUCAGCUCCCAAGAUAAUGGGGGUGGCAGGGGUGCUCCUUAAGAAGGUAGUGAGUGGCACAGUUCCAGAGGUGGAGAGUACCACUCAUGCAGAUGACCUCCUCCCACAGUACCUCCACUUCACAUACCUUCAUCCUCACACUCAACUCGCCCUCCAUUCCAUCUUCCACCAGGUGUAUCUGCCUAUCUGUGAGCGUCUGGGUAAGGCAGACAGGACUGCCUACCUUGCCUCCCUCUCCCACAACUUCUGCAGCCUGAGCAGGCUGCAGACCCUGGACCCGCCCCUUGAUUAUGACUCGGAUGAGGAAGAUGGGACCCAGAAGCAGAUGGUGGCAGCCCUGAGAGAGUCAGAGGGGGAGAUGGCUGACCAGUGGAAGGAGGGAGCAGAGAAGAAGAGUGGUGGUGGAGAUGAGGAAGAGGAUGAGGAGAAGAUGAAAGACCCAAACGCACUUCUGGUGAAGAAUGUUAACAGGCACCUUGAGAAGUACUCGCAGGUGAACUAUGAAGUGACUCUGGAGGAACUGCAGAACACCUGGAACAUGAACUUCAUGAAGCUCUCCUCCACCUUGGCUCACUUGCACAACCACCCAUUGGUGCUGAGUGUAGGAGAGAGGGAGGAGGCAGAAGAAGAGGAGGAGGAGGAGGAGGAGAAGAUUGAGGAAGGCAAAGAGGAGGGAGAGAAACGGCUGCAGGAGGCUGUGGUGGAGCUGGGUGACCUCCACUGUGACCUCAGUGACCGCUACAGGUCACUCUCCUACCUCCACAAGUUUAUCAAGGUAGUGAGUGAGAGCAAACUGGCAUCACUGGCUGGUCAUGCCCCAGGGUUGUUGGACCUACUACUGCUGUUGUGGCGUCUUGGACGACGUCACGGUAUGAGCGGCAAGGUCCAGAUGAUCUUGGAGUCAGCAGUAGAGAGUUUGGUGGAGCUGGUGACCCACGAGCUGCGACCAGUCAACCUCCUUCCUUCCAGCAUGAGAGAGCAACAGCCCUUCAUGGACUCGAGUGGACGUGUAGAGGAGGCACUGAAGGUGGUGGGUGAGUGGGAGGCUGCAGUGGAGAGUUGCGAACACCAGGUGUCUACAUCAGCUAAGCGUCAGAGGGAUGGGCGGCAGGACUUCGACCCUAAGAAAGUUCUCCCAACCAUCACCAGCCUCCGAGCAGUGUGCAGUGACCUUAGUGACAUUAUGAAGGUGCUUCUGGAGGCACAGGUAGGGUUCUCUGGAGAGUGGUCAGCGCUGAUCCGUGUUCAAGACCCUGACCAUCUCAAAAGUGUCACGUCGCAGGUGCUGCGGGUCCUCACAGCCUACGACUUCAACAUCUUCUCAACAAGGAACCAGGAUCGGUGGGUGAGGCAGAAAGAGGAUUUCCAGUUGGCUGUGCAGAAGUGGGAGCAAGCAGUCUCCAGUGCCAUUACAGAGAGCUUCAAGGACAGAAUGACCUCAGAGCUAGUAACAGCAGUGGCAGGAGUGUUACAGAAGGAGCCAUGCAGAGACAAGUUCAGACAAAUGCUCAUCUCUCGCCUUCCAGACCUUCUCUCUGCCUUCGCUGCUGAAGUCAAGGGCAUCAGAGCAGAUUUUCAGGCCCAACAGCAGGUAGAGAGACCCGGUACUCAGGCACCGUUGUCAGGGAGAGUUCGAUGGAUGGGUACUUACCUGACAAAACGCCUGGCAGCUUGGACCACGCUCAAAGUUCUCUACUCACAGUACCAGGGUUCAGGUGCAGGCGGAGAGUUGUGGGUGGAGGUUGGAGCUGAGGUUGAGGAGGUCCAGAAGGAAGUGGAGAGAGCCAGAGAACAGAUGGUGCUGGAAUGGGGCCAGAGGGUCACCCAGCAGAUCCCCAAGUUGCUGGUCACACCAGUCCUUGCACGGGAUAAAAACCACUUUGGAGUCGGGGGAUGGCGGGUUCAGCUUCCAGGAGAAUUACAGUCAGUUGUGUGGGAGUCAGGCCAGCUGCUACAGGCAGGAAUCCGUCCCCCAGAAUUGGCAUCUCAUCUUACUCUUCAUUAUCAAACUCUCCAAACUGCUGCUAUGGGCCUUCAUCUGACACUGAAAGACUAUCAUUCUGUGCUUGACCAACUGAGCCCAAUACAACGGGAACUUCUGAGUGCUGAAUUAUCCGGUGCUGAUCGUGUGUUGGCGGCGGGUCAGCGGGUAGUGACCUGGUCUCCAGCAGCACUAACACAUUUCAGUGCAUCCUGCAGAGAUGUCAUUGAGCAUGUUCGUGCCCUUGCCAACAAACUGAUCAGCAUCAGCCAUCACCUGGAGGAUUACUUGGCCACUAUACAGAACACUCGUCUCAUGACUGUGUCCCACAUCACCGCUCACCCUGCAGAAGGUCCUCCUUCACUUCAGGAGCUGUUGGAAGACUGCAACCAGAGUUGUGAUGAAACUGUUGAUGAGCUUAUUGACACCUUUGAGAAACUGGUCACAACACUUGGGUCUGCUGGACUCUUAUUGGCUGGUGCUGAAGAGGGAGCUCCAGAAGCACUGGCCUCACACAUACGUGCUGCCCCAGAAGUUAAAACAAGAUUGACACCUUUUCUAAUACACUGGGAGCAUAGUGUGCAGGAGGCUAUAACCAUGAUGUUAGUAAAUAGCAUUAGUGAAGUGGAGGGAUGGUUAGAAGGUAAAAAAGUUGUGUUUGGGGUUCAGUCAAAUUUAACUCCAACAUCUACCCUCACGCUCACUCCACCAGCACGAACACUGACCUCUACCCUCGCAGAUGCUCUUGGGCACACAGUCAGAAGUGCUAUGGCUUUCCGGCACUGGGUAGAACUAGAUGAUGGAACGGUAUCACUGAACCCAGCACCCACAGCUGAUGAUGACACACUUGCAGCAUCUACCUUCUAUAGCCAGGUGUCUAGUGAUUCACGGUUGCAUGCUGCUAUUGAGAAUGUACAAGCAACUUUUGCAAAAGUUAUACGUGAGUUGGAUAUUGAUCUACAGAGAAUGUGA
This is a messenger RNA of Cherax quadricarinatus, 3404 nucleotides long. Lineage: Eukaryota; Metazoa; Arthropoda; Malacostraca; Decapoda; Parastacidae. The record is from RefSeq and is a predicted model, not a curated record.